Molecule: messenger RNA, 1554 nt
Organism: Closterium sp. Yama58-4
Lineage: Eukaryota; Viridiplantae; Streptophyta; Zygnematophyceae; Desmidiales; Closteriaceae
Source: the annotation of a GenBank genome assembly
AUGCCACUUUUUUCCUUACGUUUCUCCAGAUCCAUGUACGGAGGAGGUGACUUUGGCGGGGGUGAUUUUGGCGGUGGCGGAGCCAGCCAAUUUGGAGGCGGCGGCUUCAUGCCUACAACCCCGGGGCCGCCUGGGGGGGCAGGAGGAGCAGCUGGAGUUUACUCUCCCAACGCAGGUGGACGGAGACCCAACAACGUCAACACGCUCUUCCCUGUGACCGUGCGGGAGAUCGCCAACGCCGGAGUGCGCGACACGACGGAAAACUCGCUCUUCAUCAACGGCCACGAUGCGACUAACAUGGUGCUUGUAGGCAAGGUGACGAGGCGUGACGACCACGAGACAGACGUGUCGAUAGUGCUGGACGAUAGCACGGGCAAGAUUGAAGUGCGCCGAUGGAUUGAUCGUGACACUAACGAGUUGGCUACCUUGGAGACCGUGCGCUCUGGAGUGUACGUGCGAGUGCAUGGCCACGUGAGGCUGCAGAACAACAAGCGAUACGUCAUUGCACAUGCUGUCAGGCCUGUCACGGAUUUCAACGAGGUCACAUUCCAUUUCUUGGAUGCCAUUUUCGUGUAUCUGCACACACGCAAGACGGGGGGAGGAGCAGAUGGCACAGAGGCAUCACCUCACCAGCCCCCACAGCGGCCGCAACAACCUGCUUACAACCAGCCUUUUUUCUCUGUAUCCAUCCACGUUUCUUUUCACUCUCUGCAGGGCCAUUCAACAAGGCAUUCACCACCAACAAGUUGCUCAGAGCAUGCCAGAUGUAUCUCCACAGGAGAUCCGGAGCACUGUGGAGUUUCUGUCGCCAUGAACGCGUGCGUCCUGCGAACGCUGGGCGCCUCGAGCGCGGGCUUUCUGACGGGAUCUAAGAGGCUCAUGGUAGCUUCGGCCACGUCAUCCCGAUCCGUGCUGACGAUGCGCCCAGCUGGCCAGCGCGCGUUCCACGUCAGCGCGAUGAUGGGGGAGGAGGCGCGGCGCUUCCAGUCAGGCGGUCAGGAGCCCUCCGCGCGUGUGUUUGUGGAUCACACCGUGUACAAGGGCAAGGGCGCUCUCAGCUUCGUGCCCAUCGCCCCUAAAUUCCGAGUCACCCAGACGGGUGCAUACGCGUUGGCUCGCGAGGGCUCCGUGCUGCUUAACUUUGCCAACGCCAUUGGCACGCGCAAGUAUGACUGGGACAACAAGCAGAAUUUCUCCCUGUCAGUGUCUGAGAUCGGGUCAGUGCUGGGGCUGAACCCAGAGGACAAGCUGGACUUCUACCAUGACCCCGCCAAGGGCAGGAGUGAAGAGGGUCAGGUGCAGAAGGUGCUGCGUAUCCAGCCAUUCAAUGAUUUCACUGGCUUUUACUUUAGUCUCAAUGUGAAGGACGCUCGCAGGGGUGUUGAUGAUCGUUUUUCUGUGCCUGUCACCAAGGCGGAAUUCAUUGUGGUCCGAACAGCCAUGAAUUUCAUCUUGCCGCAUCUUAUGGGAUGGAAUGCGUAUACAAGUCCUGGCUCGAUUGAUCCUUCCAUGAUGGUACCGUCAGCACCCUCCAGCGAUAACAACUGGCAAUGA